CUUGCUUCCACCUAUACACAUAUACCAUAGACAAUUCGUUAAUUACGUGAACGAUUGGAUACUCGGGCAACCGCGCUUCUUUGGGAGUGGUAAUGUGUCGAACCAAUCUACUGCGUUCUUGCGAUCAUUGACUUCGUCCAUUGGUCUAUCCUUUGUCAACCAAUCAUCGAAAAACCAGUGAGGAUCCCUUUUGUAAGUUUACGAUUUUCAACAAAUAUUUUGCCGACAGAAAUGAGAAUGUUUAAUUUUUACAAUAUUUUUCUAAGUAUUGGCUUUGGUGUGAAUUUUUGUGUGCUGUCUGAUGAAAUUACGUGAGGAGCAGCCAUUUUGGUUACGUUGCGUUGUCCUCGCUGCUAUGACGUGUAUCUAUAUUAUCUGGCAUGAAUUUUACACUUUUAGUGCCUACUUAACUUGAUAAUGCAGUAAGUUAUCAUGGAGCAUGCACAGAUUCAGAGUUCAGAUGGGACGCAGGUCAUGACCAUCAAUGGUCAACAGCUACAGGUUCUACAGAUGAACCACUCCCCUCACGUGAUACAGGGUCCUAAUGGCCAGCAAAUUGUGGUACAUGCUAUACCGUCUACUGCUCCCACUAUUCAGGUGGCUACUCCUAAUGGGCAGCAGAUACAACAACUUCAAGUGCUACCAAUAUCAAGCCUUCAAGGUGCAAGUAGUAACAUACAGCCUAUGCAGCUUGUUCAAACACCAGAUGGACAGACAUUUUUAUAUUCACCUACAGCAAGUGCUCAGCCCACUAUAGAGCAAACCCAGCUCUUACAUCAGCCUACAGGUGCGAUGAUAAAUUUAUCCGGAAACUUGGUGCAAGUGACAGGUGUGAGUAAUACAGUCCAACAGCAGCAGGUCAUCAAUCAGCCGAACAUUGUUAUGUAUAACAACAGUAACGCUGGCGCCGCUUCUUCAGAAGCUUGUUCCUCCACGGCGGGCUCGGACGAGGAGCCGCUUCUGUAUGUGAACGCGAGACAAUACAAACGCAUCCUUAAACGCAGAGCAGCAAGGGCCAAAUUACACGAGCAGGGCAAGAUACCUAAGGAACGGCCUAAAUAUCUACAUGAGUCCAGACACAGACAUGCAAUGAACAGAAUAAGAGGGGAAGGUGGCAGAUUUCACUCCGGAAGUAGGAAAAACAUGGAUGAGGCUGGGCAAACUGCAGAAGAUAUAAAACAAGCUUUGGACGAUAUGAAGCCUGAUACAGUCUCCAUCACAAUCAUACAGGAAGAUGAAAGCCAAGAUCGUCCGACCAACCAGUGGCGGCGAUUGGCGCCCCACCAAUCAUUGCAGUCUACGUAACGCCUUCAAUUAAACAAGGAAACAUUACUACAUUUCCCCGAACUAAUUGUUACCCAGUGAAUAUACAAGUGUUAAAAUGGAAUUCGUAUCCGUGCAUUGGUAAACCUUAGAUUCUAUGUGAAAGUGUUAAAGUUUGCAGUUCUUGCAUAGAAGCAAGUGGUGGAACAUAGAAGACUAAUAUGGAUUACCACUACUGUAUUUUAGGUAUUUGCAUUGUCUUAUCAGGUAGCCUUUAAGGUUGAAUUAUUUUAAAUAUUUAGUACUCCAAAAUAAUCAAAGGGUAUGUGCAUGUGGUACAAACUUACGUUAGUGUAAUGGCGUCUAGAAAAUCGCUACAAAAAUUAAGAUACAUAAUUUUCUUUUAAUUAACAUGCAUUUUCACAAGUGAAAAAUUAUAAUGAUAACCAAGCAUAUGCCCUUUAAUCAAUAGGAUAAUUUCAUUGAAAAAGUAACUUUUAACACUAAUUGUGGGCCUUGAACAGAAUACUGGGACUUAGUGUUAGCUGUCUUGUUUGAAUUAUUUAUGUUUUCAAUUAAAUUUGUUAUUUAUAAUUUAC
Chilo suppressalis (striped riceborer) is the source of this 1862-nucleotide messenger RNA. Lineage: Eukaryota; Metazoa; Arthropoda; Insecta; Lepidoptera; Crambidae. The record is from the annotation of a GenBank genome assembly.